Camelus dromedarius (Arabian camel) is the source of this 7732-nucleotide messenger RNA. RefSeq names its product alkaline ceramidase 2 (gene ACER2). The record is from RefSeq and is a predicted model, not a curated record. NCBI's taxonomy places the organism in Eukaryota, Metazoa, Chordata, Mammalia, Artiodactyla, Camelidae. Gene Ontology annotation, cellular component: Golgi membrane. The coding region runs from base 2741 to 3625 and encodes 294 amino acids. Gene Ontology annotation, biological process: sphingosine biosynthetic process; ceramide catabolic process. The transcript has 5 exons.
AAGAUUUCUGAGUUUGUCUGAGACUUUGCCAUUUUUCAAGCUGUAAGUUCCAUGUCCUGGGAACCCGCCUCAGCGCCAGGCAUACCAGGACAGUGGUCAUCCCAGAGGCAGAAAGGGAGCAGUGGAAUGGAUAGUUAGGAAUCUGGGUACAAUUAAGAUACAUAGACCCUCUACUCAGCCAGUGUAACGUCCCUUAAAGCUGUUCGUAAACUUGCUGUUCAGAAAAACGUAGAGCCAGUUGCUUUGUCACUUUUCACCCUCUGUCUGGGAAAGUGCACAUUCACAUGCGUCAGAAUGUGACUGCAGUGUGUUUGUGAGGUUAUUUUGGCACAGAUGUCUUGUAGGAAUUCAUAGAAUGAGGAACUUUCUAAGGAAAUGAUAAAUUUGAAAAUUUUGCCUUCCUUUUCAUUUAAAAAAAAAACAACAAAAAACUGUUCUGCAGGCAUUAAACAAACCAGUUCUCCAAAGGACAAUCCCACAAUAGGCUUUAAAAAAUACCCCUUGGCUGAACUGCUCAACUUUAGUGACCCACACAACUUUGAGGGGAAAUUUCAUUUCUCAGUGGAAACGGAGCCAUUGAAUCUGUCGUUUGCUUUUCCUUAUUUCUUUAGGAGUUCCUUCCUCUUUUUGUCUUGGAGAGCGUCUCCCUCUCAUUUGGUCUUCUCCUUUUCAUGGAUUGAUGUCUUUAAAAGGCAUGGUGGAGGCCAGCAGGCAUGAGUAGGUGGACUGUGCAGAAGCAAUACUGUGAUUUCAGUGUUAUCUGGGACUGUAUGUUAAAAUGGUGCUUCUAAAUUGAACUCCCAAAGACGUGCAUUAAUGUUUGAAGUAUCAUGAUUUUACUGCAGGUGUUAAUAAACAACCUCACAUUUUGUGAAGAGUGUGUAAAUACAUUUAAAAAUGAUUCAUGUGUACAUUGCUGGUGGUAACAUAGAUCAAAAGAGCCAUUUGAGGGCAGGUUGGCCAUAGAUAGAUGGCCAAAGCAAGGGACACUGAGAGGACCUGAGGCAAUAAACAUCCAAUUGGCCCUCCAUAUCCAUGUUUCUGUAUCUGCAGAUUCCACCAACUGUGGGUUGAAAAUAUUUGGAAAAACCCCCAGAAAGUUCCAGAAAGCUUGAAUUGCUGUAUGCUGGCAACUAUUGUAGUGUUUAUAUUGUAUUAGGUAUUAUAAGUAAACUAGAGAUGAAUUAAAGUAUAUGGGAAGAUGUGUGUAUGUUACAUGCAAAUAUUAUCUUGUUUUAUAUAAGGGACUUGAGCAUCCAGCAGUUUGGUAUCCGAGGGGGUCCCGGAACCAAUCUCCCACGGAUACCCAGGGGCAACUGUACUGGGGUAAAAAGCAGAAUGUAUUACAUUACCCAGCAUUGUAGAUGGGGCCGUAAAUCAAUGUGCCUUCCACUGGGGAAUGGCUAAAUAAAAUGCUGCCAUCUGCAGUACUUACAGCAAGUAGGAUAAAUCUGUAUGAACUAAGAGGAGAAGGUUUGCAAGGCACAUUGUUGAAUGAGAAAAGGAAGUUGCAGGAUGACAGUGCUGCAGUAUGUGAUAUAUAUGUAUUCACAAAAAUGCGAAGAAAAUGAGGACUGAAUCUGAGAACAGUGGUGAGCUUUUAGGGAAGAGCAGAGAAAGGAGGCUUCAGCUUUGUAACUUUUUUUUUUUUUUUUUUACAAGGAGAACACAUCUGUAUGAAAGGAGAAGAUUAGGUUUUAAGUUACCUAUAGUAUAAUAAUUCCAUUUUUAUCCUUCUCCUCCCCCUUCACUUCCUUUUCUUCCUUCUAUGUCUAUGUCUAACAAAAGGAGAGCCAUAUUUAAAUCACAUACAGGUCAUAGGUGCACAGAGUGUGAUGCUUUCAAGAAUUUUUAAAUGCCAGGUGAGGCAUAAAGCCAAGGAGAUCAGAAUGUGGUGGGGGGUGGGUUGGAAGGGAAAAAGUCAGCUUGGGCCAGUGGAAGGGCCAGCAUCCAGCCCCAGCUCUGGGUGACUGCCUCUCUGACCUUGGCCCGCCUGGGAGCCUGUCUGGGUCCUUAAUUGUAUCCCCUUGUAAAACAAGGGAUGGUCUUUAAGAUCUCUCAUUUUUAACUCUUAAAGAUCUGAUUCUUUAAAUGAUUCCAUGGAAAGUUAAGGGCUGUGAUAGUGCAUAGACCCUUGUCCUGAUUCAUUUACUAAUCGAGAGGCAGGUAAAAAGGAGACUUGGCCAUAUUUCCAAGACUGGAGACUGGAUAUCACCUGGGACAGCUGAGGCAUUUUAUCCAAACUCCCACCCCGGGUCACCGGUAGCUCAUAGGCCCCGUCGAGAGGUAACAGGCUCAAAUCCACACUGAAGUCUGAAAGAUGCAAUGAUAUCACUUUAAAGUUGGUAGGAAGGAACUUACAGGUUUGAUCUGUACCUUAAAGUAGGUUCUUGAUUAGGGUGAGAAAGUGGAGAAAGGGUGACCCCGGGGAGAGAUGAGGAAGAGUCCUGCCUUCACGUGGGCCCAGGGGAAGAGGCUGGCCUUGCUGCUGGGAAAGUACUGGGGGCUGGACCGAGUCUAGUCCUCCUCACUGAAACUUUUCUUUUUUAAACCAUUAUUUAGUGCAGGCCUUAUUUUUAAAAAUGAUUAUGCAAGUAAAUUAGUAUGCUCAUUAAUUAAUCUGUGCAGAAAAAAAAUAAGUCAUUGCUUCGUUAAAUCAAGAGAGGAAUAUGGGCGGCUUUCAUUGGCAGUGUUUUAAAAGCUGCUCCCAUGACCAAAGAGGUGGGAAGGAGCCCCCUCAAUGGUUAUUAAAGAAGUUAGUUUGCCUGGUUGUGCAGCUGCAGUUAAAAAAAAGAUGUAUGGCCACAUUCAUCUCCAUUUACACAGGACAUACUGGGAACAAACUGCUUUAUUUCUUGCCCUUUUAUUUGACAUUCAUCUUUUCGUUUUACAUUUCCUCCCCCAGAUCAGCAACGCCUUGUUUUUCAUUUUACCGCCCAUCUGCAUGUGCUUGUUUCGUCAGUAUGCGACAUACUUCAACAGUGGCAUCUACUUAAUCUGGACUCUUUUAGUUGUAGUGGGAAUUGGAUCCGUCUACUUCCAUGCAACCCUUAGUUUCCUGGGUCAGAUGCUUGAUGAACUUGCAAUCCUUUGGGUUCUGAUGUGUGCUCUGGCCAUGUGGUUCCCCAGAAGGUAUCUACCAAAGAUCUUUCGGAACGACAGGGGCAGGUUCAAGGCGGUGGUCUGCGUCCUGUCUGCCGUUACAACAUGCCUGGCGUUCGUCAAGCCCGCCAUCAACAACAUCUCUCUGAUGACCCUGGGCGUCCCUUGCACUGCGCUGCUCAUUGCAGAGCUAAGGAGGUGCGACAACGUGCGUGUAUUUAAGCUGGGCCUCUUCUCCGGCCUCUGGUGGACCCUCGCCCUCUUCUGCUGGAUCAGUGACCGGGCCUUCUGUGAGCUGCUGUCGUCCGUCCACUUUCCCUACCUGCACUGCGUGUGGCACGUCCUCAUCUGCCUGGCCGCCUACCUGGGCUGCGUGUGUUUUGCCUACUUUGAUGCCGCCUCCGAGAUCCCCGAGCAAGGCCCCGUCAUCCGCUUCUGGCCCAGCGAGAAAUGGGCCUUCAUCGGCGUCCCCUACGUGUCCCUUCUGUGCGCCAACAAGAAGUCACCAGUCAAGAUCACGUGACAGCGAGGCAGUGGCUGGCUUCUCUCUUUCUUUCCCUCGUGCACCUAGACUUCACUUGCUUGCCAGAGGGGUUCGCAGAGUCAGGGGUGGGGGUCUGUCUUUUUAGAAUUCUGUUCCCUUGGUUCCAAACAAGUGUGCCUGGACCACCAGGUCUCCCGGUGCGUGGAAGGAGCGGGUGCUUUGCCCUUUCCCAGGAAAGUAAGGGGAUGAGGGGCACUAGGUGUGUCUUCUCGGCGUCACCUCCGGCUGCGGUGCCCGUAGGGCUGUGUCCUUUGUGGUGCUGGCGCAGCAGUCCCGUGGGGGACCCAGCACUGCACGUGCCUCGCUUCCCGGAGAGAGCUCGCUCCAGACCGCGCAGUUCCCAGGUGCUCUGGGAGUGGACUCCUCCUGUCACAGACGGAGCCUGCCUGCGCUGCACAAGACCCUCUGACCGCCUGAUGGGAGACGCCAGCGAUUUUCACUUGGAGAAACUCCUAAAAAUCGAAAGCAAACAGAUGGAGCACACACACAGGGCUUGUGGCUAAGGAGGCUGGUUUUCCCCCUUGCGGCUCAAUAACACAGGUUUUACAUCCGUGUGUGAAUCCUUUUUCUGCUACCUCUGCUGAGAGAUGGAACCUGGACUUAAGAUCGGGGUGAAGCUAAUGAGAAAAACCGUCUAUGCCAAAAAGGACACUCCAUUGUAAGCCAUUCUUGAAGAUGAGCACAAUUUUUCAAUGCUGACAUUGCCCCCACGCCCCAGUAACCUCCAACACACAGAAGAGCUACAGUGUGAGCAUUCCAUAUGUAGACCUCCCCUCACCCCUUUACUGCUUGACCUCUGAGACACUGCCAAAAGCCUGUGACAAUCGUGGUGGGGGUCCUGGUGCAAAAUUUGGAGCAAACAUGAAGUUUUAGAAGCUCCUUCUCAUCAGAAGCAUCCUGUUUGCUGUCCUGUUCUGGAAAUCCUCCUCAAGAAUCUUGCUUCUUUCUCUGAUAUUUACAAUGGGAAUUACACUCCCUAUUCUCACAGUACGAGGUGCUUCCUUUGGUUCCUCUGAGCAUUUGACAACUUGGCUUUCCUUAAGUGCUGGCUGUAACUACCCACUGGCUGCUUUGGGUGCAGCAGGGCAGAUCUCUGGCCUCUGAGUUCCUCUUACCUAAAGUGACACUGGCUACGACUGAUUUCCUCUCCAUUGGGCUAAAUGGAAGAUUCCACGGGUUGUCAAGGUGUGAGGUGGAAAUUCAUGACCUCAGGGAUACUCAUUCUAAAGUCAGGCAUCUCUUGCUGUGCAACAUUCCACCACGGGAGAGGGCAGGACAGAAGUGCCCUCUGUCUGUGGACAGGAAGCAUCUCAUUGGCCUAAGUACUAAAGAGUUUGGCAGUAGCAGUUUUUUGACAUGUCCAGAAAGUCUCUGGUUAGAAUUUGCCCAGGAUCUAAGGUGCAAAGUCCAAUAAGCAACUGAAUUUAGAGUUUAGAAAUGAAUGUCUUUAUUCUAUUUCUGUGGUUUUCAGAUUAUUUUAGCAGCAACUCUGGUUGCAGUAAGAAAUCUUGAUGGAGCCCUAAUGUGUGAAAUAGGUUGUAUUAGCUUAAAUUCACAUUGAGGUUAAACUUACAGUAUUUCCUGAGUAAUAUAUAAGGCAGUGCAAAUGCAAAUUAAAUGGGUGGCCUCCAAGGUAGAAAAAUUUGAUAUUGAAUGAGUGUGUAUGUAGCUUUAUUAUAGUUAAAAAAAAAAAGAUUUGAAUUAAAUGCUUAUGGAACCUCUAAUGUAUCUCUCUGAGGCCUAGGUGGCUCGUGGAAGAGAAUUGGAAAACUGAUGUUAAGUUGUUUGGGUUUCAAGUCUAGAAUUUUUUUUUUUUGUUUUUAAAGGGAAAUGUCAGACCGCCCUUACUUCAACUUGACCCACCACGCAAGGAUUCUGUUCUCAGCUUUUACCCAUUCUGCAGUAUAAAAAUGCUCCAAGUAGGGAGCUUUGAUGUAUCUUAAGCCCAGCUCUUUUUAGUGUGGAAAAGUAAUUAAGGGGAAGCCGAGAGUGUAGGAAAUGUUUUUUGUGCGUGAGAUUUAAUUUCUGUUUUGAAAAUUCUUCAGUAAUGGGAGCACGGCCCCAGCCAUUAAGGAGGACCAUGUCUCCCCAUGAUGUGAAGGGCCUGUUCCCUGGGGGACAGCACUUCCAGCUCCCAAAGCUUUGACCUUGCCCUUCCGGAAGGUUCUCAGUGUCCUUUGGAAAUAGGGGUAACAUGUGACUGCCGGGUGGAAGGGAGUACCCUAACUCAUAAGGCUGUUUCUAACCCUCUUCGAUAAGACCAAUGACUAAGCUGAGUUUCAGAAGGAAUGCUUUAUGCUAUGAAAAACAGAACGCCUUUCUAGAGAUUGGCUUUAAAGGGAUGAGGGCUGAGAAGGAAGUGUGGAAUGGGGUAUAUCUGAAGACAAAACAUAACUACUUCUGAACAGAAAUCACUAUCGCUUGCCAGCAUGGGAUGGUCAAUCAAGGGCGUAGGACUACACUAGUCUUAUUUUAAGUUAGGUUUAUGGCAUCAUUCAUAUUUAUAUUUACAUUUAUAUUUAUAUUGCUUUUAUAUAUAGCACUACAUGCUUUUUAAAGAAAAUGGGGAUAUUACAGAAAAGUUGAAGAAAAAAUAAUCUAUUUCUAUAGCUCAAGGACAACCAUUGUUAAUAUAUUUUGGUUUAUUUCCUUGUCUCUCCCCCCCAGUAUCGUUGUAAAUAGGUAUCUUUUAGAGCUGACAGUUGAUCUGGUAGCUUAAAUGGAAUAUAAAUACCAGUUGUACAUUUCUCAUGAAGAGCUGUUUUUGGAAUAUACUAGAGUUAGCUAUACACUGAGUGUUCAUCACUGGAUUCUAAGACUUACUACUGAGUCUUCCCUUUUAAUGAGCCUCACGUGAAUGGGCCCUAAGACAUAAUGAACUGAAUUCUAUUUUUUUGAUCUGCUUCUGCACUUAGAUGUUAAAGAUAUGGUUCUACAGGUUUUGAUGUUUUCAGAUUUUUAAAAAAGUGAAUAGCUUAUUUCAUUAAUUGAUGUGCAAUCAAGAAUCUUUUCUCCCCCCCUCCCGAUAAUUCAGGGAAGUGGCGAUUUGACAUUUAGGAGUUAGGUCAUGGCUGUUACUCAGCAUGGCCUAUUAGAUACUUGGUUAGAAUUUGCCUAAAAUCAAUACCCAGCAGGAACUGGAUUUAGGAUAUUAGAAAACAAUGUUACCAAGUGAUCAUUUAAGUCAAUGAUUCUUGUUUUAUAGAGUUUGAUGAUUUUCAGAAAAAACAUUGUCUCCCCUUUAUUGUAAUAGAAAACAAGCUCUUCAGUGAAUAUAUUUAAGGUGCUUGGGGAUGAGCUAUCUGAAUCUAUUUGGUAAUAGGCCACACUUUGGGGGACCUCUGUGCCUGUCCCUCUGAAGAGUGCUUAAAAACAUUCAUUAUGGAUCAGAGGCGUUCUGUUGAGGGACUAAGCCUGAUGGUCGUCAAGCACAGGCUUUCCCAUCACCUAUUCUCCUUGCUGCAUUUCUCAGGUGUGUAAAACCUUCUCACUAGUUCGCCAUGCUUACCCGAGCUGGUGCCCUGUUGGAGGCGCCAGGACCGGGAUUUGAGCCUUCCCUGGGGCUGACGUGGGACCAUCUUGGGGGACAGGUGAGGGCUGAUUGCUGGGCCGGGCCCCUCUCAUGGUUCCUUCUCCCCAAGUGAACUGGGAACCUUGGCUGGCCAGCUCUUCAGCGGGCGCUGCUGGUCUAGCUGGUCAAAGACAUCUCCGGCCAGGCUGGGAUUCUCAAUGGAUUUUUUUCAACAGACGUCAUUCUCCUACAGACUUUUUUAAUGGCCCCUACUCUAAGGGAUUAGUUGUUUGAAUUAUAUCUUUCCUUAUAUGUUACACCAGAUUUAAGACUAUUUUGUAACCACAAUAUGUAGUCAGAGCACAGAGUGUUUUCAGACAUGCCUUGUUUUGUACUUUGUACAGGGUGUGCCGUGUAAGGGUGGUGCCCACUGGCUGUGGUAGCGUUUAAUCUCCAUUGCCAUGGGAGUGAUUUAAGGCCUUUAGAAUUGUAGCUUUUGCACUUUAUGCUCUUUUUGUGAACUGACCGUGAUAGCUACCUUUGAUAUUAAAGCCAUAAGUGGCAUUUUCUGUGAA